This is a messenger RNA of Sorex araneus (European shrew), 2644 nucleotides long. RefSeq names its product ATP binding cassette subfamily G member 1 (gene ABCG1). The transcript is spliced from 15 exons. Gene Ontology annotation, biological process: transmembrane transport; cholesterol homeostasis. The coding region runs from base 313 to 2247 and encodes 644 amino acids. Gene Ontology annotation, cellular component: plasma membrane. The record is from RefSeq and is a predicted model, not a curated record. Gene Ontology annotation, molecular function: ATP hydrolysis activity; ABC-type sterol transporter activity; ATP binding. NCBI's taxonomy places the organism in Eukaryota, Metazoa, Chordata, Mammalia, Eulipotyphla, Soricidae.
UGCGCCGAGGAUUCCAAACAGGUUACUGUAGCAUCCCGGCCGCAGGCUCCUUAUGUAAGGCUCGGGGUGCGCCCCCAGAGCCGGCCGGGCCCCCCUGCCCUUCUCCCGCGGCUGCUGCUGGCGCCCAGCUUGCACUGGAGGCCGGGCGAGGCAGCACCCCCCCUGGUGAUGCCAUUUGCCUUCCCGAGGAGGAGGCGUGGGGCAGCCCCUGUUCCCCCCGCUGCCCCGUUCUGCCCGGUUCCUCAUUCACGCUGAUCUGGGGGGAACCGAGGAGAGGCUCGUUGUCCGAAUGCCAGCAGCUACUCGGCAGCAAUGACGGAGCCCAAGUCUGUGUGCGUGUCGGUGGACGAGGUGGUGUCCGGCAGCAUGGAGCCCACCGAGACGGACCUGCUCAACGGGCACCUGAAGAAGGUGGACAACACGCUGACCGAGGCCCAGCGCUUCUCCUCGCUGCCGCGCAGGGCGGCCGUGAACAUCGAGUUCAAGGACCUGUCCUACUCGGUGCCCGAGGGGCCCUGGUGGCGGAAGAAAGGCUACAAGACUCUGUUGAAGGGCAUUUCCGGCAAGUUCAACAGCGGGGAGCUGGUGGCCAUCAUGGGGCCCUCUGGGGCCGGCAAGUCCACGCUCAUGAACAUUCUGGCCGGGUACAGGGAGACCGGCAUGAAGGGGGCCGUGCUCAUCAACGGGCAGCCCCGGGACCUGCGCUGCUUCCGGAAGGUGUCCUGCUACAUCAUGCAGGACGACAUGCUGCUGCCACACCUCACCGUGCAGGAGGCCAUGAUGGUCUCCGCACACCUGAAGCUGCAGGAGAAGGACGAGGGCAGGAAGGAGAUGGUCAAGGAGAUCCUGACGGCCCUGGGCCUGCUGCCCUGCGCCCACACGCGCACAGGCAGCCUCUCGGGUGGGCAGCGGAAGCGCCUGGCCAUCGCGCUGGAGCUGGUGAACAACCCCCCCGUCAUGUUCUUCGACGAGCCCACCAGCGGCCUGGACAGUGCGUCGUGCUUCCAGGUGGUGUCGCUGAUGAAGGGGCUGGCGCAGGGCGGCCGCUCCAUCAUCUGCACCAUCCACCAGCCCAGCGCCAAGCUCUUCGAGCUCUUUGACCAGCUUUACGUCCUCAGUCAAGGCCAGUGUGUUUACCGGGGAAAGGUCUCGAAUCUCGUACCGUACCUGCGGGAUUUGGGCCUGAACUGUCCGACCUACCACAACCCCGCUGACUUUGUCAUGGAGGUGGCGUCCGGGGAGUACGGCGACCAGAACACGCGGCUGGUGCGCGCCGUGCGCGAGGGCAUGUGCGACUCGGACUACAAGCGGGAACUGGCGGCCGACGCCGAGGUGAACCCCUUCCUGUGGCACCGGCCCUCGGAGGAGGACUCAGCGUCCAUGGAGAGCUGCCACAGCUUCUCGGCCAGCUGCCUCACACAGUUUUGCAUCCUCUUCAAGAGGACCUUCCUCAGCAUCAUGCGGGACUCGGUCCUGACGCACCUGCGCAUCACGUCGCACAUCGGCAUCGGGCUGCUCAUCGGGCUGCUCUACCUGGGCAUCGGCAACGAGGCCAAGAAGGUCCUGAGCAACUCGGGCUUCCUCUUCUUCUCCAUGCUCUUCCUCAUGUUCGCGGCGCUCAUGCCCACCGUGCUCACGUUCCCCCUGGAGAUGGGCGUGUUCCUGCGAGAGCACCUGAACUACUGGUACAGCCUGAAGGCCUACUACCUGGCCAAGACCAUGGCCGACGUGCCCUUCCAGGUGCUGUUCCCCGUGGCCUACUGCAGCAUCGUGUACUGGAUGACGUCGCAGCCAUCCGACGCUCUGCGCUUCGUGCUCUUUGCCGCCCUGGGCACCAUGACCUCGCUGGUGGCCCAGUCACUGGGGCUGCUGAUCGGGGCUGCGUCCACGUCCCUGCAGGUGGCCACGUUCGUGGGCCCGGUGACGGCCAUCCCCGUGCUCCUGUUCUCCGGCUUCUUUGUCAGCUUCGACACGAUCCCCACCUACCUGCAGUGGAUGUCCUACAUCUCCUACGUCAGGUACGGGUUCGAGGGCGUCAUCCUGUCCAUCUACGGCCUGGACCGGGAGGACCUGCACUGCGACGCCGACGACACGUGCCACUUCCAGAAGUCGGAGGCCAUCCUGCGGGAGCUGGACGUGGAGCACGCCAAGCUCUACCUGGACUUCCUGGUGCUGGGCGUCUUCUUCGUGUCCCUGCGCCUCAUCGCCUACUUCGUGCUGCGCUACAAGAUCCGGGCCGAGAGGUAAAGGCCGCGGCGCCCACUCGACUCUGGCCGCGAAGGAAACUUCUGGAACCCUGGCGGCUGGCUGUGCCCAUGGACCCGAGACCCAGGGCCACUCGCCCCACAGCCGCCGUGCCCUGCGGGGCCUGUCCCCUCGUGGGAGAAGACGGGGAGGGGUCUGCGUCACGCUGGACUUUGGCAGCCAGGAGACACGGUCCCUCCGCCGUGGACACGGGCGGGUCAGCCUCAGUCAGCCUCAGGCGAGGCCCGCGUGCAGAGCGGCUGGACAGCCAGGCUGGGCGGGGCAGGACGCGGGAGCACAGGCUGGGGAGCCUGUUCCAGCCCCCUCGCCGUCGGCCGACACUCUCGCUCUCCUCACUCCCGCCGGAUGGAGCAAAUACACUUUAUUUUAUUUUAUUUUA